Onychomys torridus (southern grasshopper mouse) is the source of this 2482-nucleotide messenger RNA. RefSeq names its product prolactin regulatory element binding (gene Preb). The record is from RefSeq and is a predicted model, not a curated record. NCBI's taxonomy places the organism in Eukaryota, Metazoa, Chordata, Mammalia, Rodentia, Cricetidae. The transcript is spliced from 9 exons. Bases 571 to 1824 code for a protein of 417 amino acids. Gene Ontology annotation, molecular function: protein binding; guanyl-nucleotide exchange factor activity; GTPase activator activity. Gene Ontology annotation, biological process: protein secretion. Gene Ontology annotation, cellular component: endoplasmic reticulum membrane.
CACAUUAGGAUAUUAGGAAGCGGUGGAUCUGAUUUAAAGCCAGCUUUGUUUCGGAGUCCCUACCCUCGCUGAGCCCUGGGAGAAACCACUUCCUCUCCGGAGCAACACGUAAACGGUCCGUGCAUGCCUCCUGCAGUGGGGACCGUCCCAACUCGAGAAAUCUUUUAAUUCAAGGUUUACUGUGAUCUUCAGUAAUCCCUUCCAGCCCCACGCCCCACACAAAGAUGGCAGAUCCGCCGUCACUCGGGGCUAGGAACCGGAUCCGAUGCCAGGGUUCCGUGGCAGCACGCCCCGCUCGCUAGUGCUGACGCGGAUUGGCGUCCCGCGCUUGCGCGGAGGGAAGGCCCUGGAGCGCGGCGCCUGCGCACUGCGCGUCUGCGAGGCACCGUCCAGACAGUUGUGCGAGCGCAGCUCGGAGAGACCUGCGCUGCUUUGAGUGGCGGCCGGCCCGCGGCACUGAGAGGGGUCCUCAGCCUUCCGGGCGACGGCGGCACCGGGGUCGGCAGCAGUGGGAGGCGGGGCGCGGCAUGUCGUGGGCUCCGCGGGACCGGCAGUGAACGCGCGUGCGGGAUGGGCCGGCGCCGGGGUGUGGAGCUCUACCGGGCCCCGUUCCCGUUGUACGCGCUCCGGGUGGACCCCAAGACCGGGCUGCUCAUCGCUGCGGGCGGAGGGGGCGCCGCCAAGACCGGCAUCAAGAAUGGCGUGCACUUUCUGCAGCUAGAGCAAAUCAACGGGUGCCUGAGCGCCUCCUUGCUGCACUGUCAUGACACAGAGACCCGGGCCACUAUGAACCUGGCACUGGCUGGUGACAUCCUUGCUGCUGGACAGGAUGCCCGAUGUCAGCUUCUGCGUUUCCAGGUCCACCAACAGAAGAGCCAUAAAGCCGAGAAGUCAGGUUCCAAGGAGCAGGGACCUCGACAGAGGAAGGGCGCACCUCCAGCAGAGAAGAAGCCAGGAGCAGAAGCCCCCCGUGAGGGGGUUGAACUCAAAGUCAAGAAUCUGGAGGCAGUACAGACAGACUUCAGCACUGAACCCCUGCAGAAAGUUGUGCGCUUCAACCACGACAAUACCCUGCUGGCCACGGGAGGGACCGAUGGCCAUGUCCGUGUCUGGAAGGUACCUAGCCUGGAGAAAGUUCUGGAUUUCAAAGCACAUGAAGGGGAGAUUGGAGAUUUGGCAUUGGGUCCUGAUGGCAAGUUGGUCACUGUGGGCUGGGACUUGAAGGCCUCCGUGUGGCAGAAAGGGCAACUAGUGACGCAGCUACACUGGCAAGAGAAUGGACCCACCUCUUCCAGCACACCGUACCGCUACCAGGCCUGCAGAUUUGGGCAGGUUCCAGAUCAGCCUGGUGGUCUGCGACUCUUCACAGUGCAGAUCCCCCACAAGCGCCUGCGUCAGCCCCCACCCUGCUACCUCACAGCCUGGGACAGUUCCUCCUACUUGCCGCUUCGGACCAGGUCCUGUGGCCAUGAAGUCAUCUCCUGCCUCAGCGUCAGUGAAUCAGGUACCUUCCUGGGCCUAGGCACAGUCACUGGCUCUGUCGCCAUCUACAUAGCUUUCUCUCUCCAGCGCCUCUAUUAUGUGAAGGAGGCCCACGGCAUUGUGGUGACAGAUGUGGCCUUUCUACCGGAGAAGGGCUGUGGUCCAGAGCUUCUUGGGCCCCACGAAACUGCUCUUUUCUCUGUGGCUGUGGAUAGCCGUUGUCAGCUGCAUCUGCUGCCCUCACGGCGGAGUGUUCCUGUAUGGCUCCUGCUCCUGAUGUGUGUCGGCCUUAUCAUUGUGACCAUCCUGAUGCUCCAGAGUGCCUUUCCAGGUUUUCUUUAGUCUCGCUGACCACUGGGAAUCAGGCUUGGACACUGCCACCUCCCAGAGCAGAAUCACCGAGGUCCACCGCUGAGGCUGCCUCCGACUAGACUGAUGGGGACUGCCUGUCCCUCAGCUAAAGCUUGCCUGUGGCCCCGUAUCACUCUGGGUCUUGGGAACUCUGCACUCAUCACCUGUGGAUCCAUUUAGCACGGUGUGGUCUGAAGCCCAGGGCACACUACCUGCCUCGUUCCCUCUGCCUCCCAGGGAGGGCUCCAGAGUCAAGCUCUUCCUUCUCUAGAAAUAUGUGAAGGAUGCCCAGGAGCCUGGAGGCGUGGCGAUCCUUCUUACAGAAACCCGUCUCUCCUCGUCCCCUUAACAGCCAUUACACGAGGUCCUGGGCUUUGGUUGAGACACAGUCUGGGCUGGCACUUGCUGUUAGGGCAGGAAGAGGCAAAACAAGACUCAGGUAGCAGUGGUCUCUGGGCUCAGGUGGGUAGCACCGAGCCAGCCAGGCCACACACACACACACACACACACACACACACACACACACACACACACACACACAGUAAGCUCCUGGAUGCUCUAUUCCAGCCUGAGGAGAAGGGAAAGUAACCCUCAGCUCAGAAGGCAGGAAGAGUUGGUAUUUAAUAAACAAAGAAAGAUUGAACUGGGA